This is a messenger RNA of Lymnaea stagnalis (great pond snail), 13116 nucleotides long. NCBI's taxonomy places the organism in Eukaryota, Metazoa, Mollusca, Gastropoda, Lymnaeidae. The record is from the annotation of a GenBank genome assembly.
AUAAUCAACGACAGUCAAUUUGACGAAUUGUGUAGCCAAUAUGUUUGGUUAGCGGUUCAUUUACACAGAAUUUGAGUUAAUAUAUUAAGAAGUGAAUUCUUUGUAAAAAUGAUGGAAUCUGUUUCUUUAGAUCGAAACUGUUUUAUUUCAAAAUAAAUAUAUUUCAAUACAAAUUGAAUUUUCAAAGAUAUUUUAUUACGAUAACUUCGAAACAAACUUUUAAAAAUCAUUACAGCCAUGUCCUCACUCCUGACCUGGGAGCUCUCCGUAACAUGAAGUUACCGAAGUAAAUCGGAAGAGAACGUUUCAUCACAACAGAAUUGUGUUCCUUCCCACUCUUUGCAAUAGAUUUAUCACAUUAAGUGUUUCGUGACCUCGCCAACAUAACACUAUCGAAUAUUUACGGUCAGACUAUAAAAUGUUUGAUGGAAUAAGCACGGUUGUACUUUUGGUUUAUGUUAUACUUCUAUUGUUGGCGUUAAUUGUUCUCACACUUGUAGUGCUGCUGGUUCACUCGGGACUUUUCAGGUCUGUAGACGAUGUUGGAACUGGGCAACCUCCAAUAGGACAGGUCAUAAUAGCUUAUAGAUUUCAGAAAGGCCCAUACAAUCAAGCGGGUCAAGUAUUUACAGAGGCUGCUUUAAUUGCACCACAUAAUAAAGCCUUAGGUAUCUACUAUGAUGACCCAAACAAGGUAUGUUCAAUAAAUAAAUUAUAAUGGACUUGAUGCCUAAUACUAAUAUUAAUAUUUAUAAAUUAUAGUUAUAGCAUAUUAUAAUUAUAGUAUAGCCUUCUACCUUAAACUGUGCAUCAAGCCAUGUCAGAUCCACGCUCCAUCCAUGAGUGUAGGGAAAGGGAACGAGAGGCAUAUAUUUUUGGGGCUGCAUUUUCUUCCACUUUAUAUACUUUUAAAUAGUUACUUAAAAAUAUUUCUUUAUUUUUUGUAAGCUCUACUCUACUUUAGUCUUUACUCAUUUCACAUUUUAUUUCUCUUCGAUUAGUGAGUAGCCUAGUCUUUACAAAUUAAUUAAAUAAUAAUACAUUUACUAAUGACUAAUGGUUUAUUAUUAUUUUUUUUUAAAUCCGGUUUUUGUUUAAUAUGGUACCUUCACUUAUAACUAAUAUCCUUUUUAGAGGGCUUUGUUAUAUCACUACUUUUGUUACUUUUGCAUUUAUGUUAUUUUUUGUUAUGAAUAGGAAUGUUGUCUGUGUCAAUGUAGAAGUUAAAAAUUGGAUUAUGUUAUACCGAUAGCAUGAUAUUUUCCUCUGUGUUUCUGACAUCGUCAAGCAAAACAAUGUGGUGAAAUUGAUGAUUUGUACCAUUCUAAAGAACAAAGAGGCAAUAAAGGUGACUGGUGUAACAAAAGGAGUGACCCAUUUACCGAAGCAAAGGUCUAAAGUGCUAGAAAAAGUAGAAAAAAACUGUUGUUAGUUUGUUCUUUGAUAAAUGGAAGCAGCUGGCUGUAGUCUGUCGUUAGAGAGAAAAUAUUUUGUGAAAAGGCUGGGCAGUUUCACAGUGAUUUGUUGGCUUAAAAACAGAAUACGAUUGCUGAACCUGACGACUUAAACUUAAAGGUGAGAAGAGAGUGUUUGAAUAAAUUUUGGAAAAGAAGUUGAGUUCAUAGUGUUAUAAGAUAUGAAGAGGCUGCUAGUUCAGAUACAUUUUAAUUAUGGAACAUGACUAAAAAUUGUAAAAAUGCAAUAUUUCUGAGACAGGAAGAGAUUAAUUGAAUUUACAUUGAUUUAAACCAAAUCCACAAUUUUACAUAGCUGCCAUGUCUUUUUCCUGUUUGGUUUCUACAUUUUACUUCAAAUCACUUUCCAUUCUUCUUUACUUUGUGUUAUAUACAAAUGCGCACUAUUUUUACUCUCAUUUAAUCUUUUCCUGGUGAACAGCCUGCAUUAUUAUUGGGCAUGUCUUGCUCCCUUUGAUCUCGUUUACCACAAACCAAUCUAUCAUCUGUUUCUUUACUCGAAUGGGGUAGAACCCGAUAGAACGUUUGAGUCACUAUUACAAUGCAUAUUCUGACAUCAAAUCUUCUAUGGCAUAGACUAUAAAUACAGGCUAGUGGCACGCAUACCCGAGAGAGAGACGCAGAUAGCGAGAGAGAGUUAUUUUAGAACGUGUGAGGGCUUUGUUUACAUCAGACUUCUUUUCACUAUUUUUCCCUUUUUUUUUUUUUUUUUUUUUCACAUUUUUUUUUUUUUGACGAUGUAGAAGCCACACAAUUAACUGUAAGUUAAUAGUUUUUAAUUUUUUUUUUUUUUUUUUUUUUUGUUUUUUUUUUUUAUUUGGUUUUUUUUUUUUUUUUUUUUUUUUUUUUUUUUUUUUUUUUUUGCACAUUGUGUUUUAUUCGACGAUGUAGAAGCCACACAAUUAACUGUAAGUUAAUAGUUUUUAAUUUUUUUUUUUUUUUGACUUUUGUACUUUAUUAUUAACUUAACAAAACUUAUUAAUUGUAAUUAGCCCUGUUUCGAGUAUCAUUCUUUGUUAUUGUUUUUAUCAUUUGGUAUCGUCUUUUGUUAAGCACUGUUUUGGAACAAGCCAUACAUUUAAUAUUUCUCCCUAUUGACAACAGUGCGUAACACUUUGUUUCUGUCUGGUUUUUGCGCCCACUCCUAUUUUUUCUCUUUUUUUUAGGUAGGAUAUAUGUAUAUUAUAUACUAUAUAUAUAUAUUGUGUAAAUUUAAUUUAUACUUAUUUAAAUAUGUUGUUGAUACUUGUUGUUAUACUGAUAAAGGCAUGUGCCGAAAUGUUAACUUGUGUAUAUUAUGUAAAAUUAUUAUCAAAGCUUAACAUAUACUGUAAUGUUAUAUUGACACAAAUUAUUCAUGUCUAAUUAAUCUAUUAAAUUUAAGAGCAGAUUCACAUAACAGAUUCAGUUCGUUAACCAAUGUUCCACUUAUAGGAUUAUGGCAAGAGGAUUUAUGGAGCUCAAAUUAAGCAUUUAAAUACUAUAACUAAUUAUAGACCUGAUUAAAAUUAAUAGAAAGAAAAAAAAAAUGAAGCUCCUCAGGAGUGAGGAUGUUAAAAGGGAAUUGGAUUUUAGGCUAUUGGUUUAAAAUAACUGGUUGUUAAUUUUACAAGACAAUAAUCAAAUUUAAUUAAAAAAUGUUAAUAAUAAAUGUACAGUAUAAUGUAAACCUAUGAAGUAGGCACUGGGUUUUCGUGUCUUACCGUACUGCAUGCUGGUACUAAACUGUGGUAUAAGAAUUGAACAGUUGCUUUGUAAGUUCUACAAAUCAGUUCACUUUCAGCUGCCACGCAUGAUAUUAUAAAAUAUAAUGUCUCACCUUGCUGUGGGGAGCAGUUGGGAAUGGAUUGAGUGGUAAAACUGACAACCGAUCCAAAACCAUAUCUAAAAACCAAUAAAUGAUUUUCCACAAAUUAAUUUUGAAAAAAUUUGGUAUUAAUAUUCCUACACUCAGAGAAGAGACAGGGUGUGAAGUAUCCUAACUGUCCUAUGCUCAAUGUGAAAAAUUAAGGCUUUUUCUCCAUUUCUGACUUGGGUGGCCACUAUCCCCCACCAAAUUCCUCCCAAAGGUUCUUUCUGUAUGGUUAUAUAAAAUAAUUCAUUUGUAGUUAAUGUUAAACUUAUUCAGUGAGAGUGAUGUGCCCUAACAAGAGUUGUCUCUUCCUAAGUUCAAUGACAUUUACAGGGGUGAAUGAUGUGUAUGUCUUUGUUGCCCUCUCACCUUCUUGGUGUUGAGUUAUCUAUGUCAAAAACUGGAUGACAGCAGGGUUAAGUUGUUUAUUUAUAUCAGUGGCUCUCAAACUUUUUUCUGUCAAUCUAUCAAGCUGAAACUUAUGGAGGAUUUAUACGAAAACUUUGAUCAAAGGGGUUGCUUAAUUGGCAACACAUUGCCAUCUACAGGUUUAAAAAUUUAUUAUAUAUUAUUUUUACAAACUAACAUUUAUAACAAUAAAUAAGGGUAAUUAUUUAAUUUCUUAUUUCCAUGUCCAAUGAAUGUAUAGACAGGUAUGUAGGGGGCUCCUUUUUAAAAAGCAUCCAUGGCUUUAGUACAGUAUGCCAUAGACCUUUGUAUUUUUUGAGUGAUGUCUAUUCACUACCCUUGUACUGAUUGACUGGCGUCUAUUCAUGACCCUUGGACUGAUUGACUGGCGUCUAUUCAUGACCCUUGGACUGAUUGACUGGUGUCUAUUCAUGACCCUUGCACUGAUUGACUGGUGUCUAGUCAUGACUUUUUUCCAAGGCUGUUGGUGAUGUGAUAUCUUUUUGUCAAAGUUAAUAUCUUUUUAAUUUCAUAAAAGUUUUUCCGAGAUAAUCCACCACCGCCCUUUAGGAAGUCCUAAUGCCCCCCUAAACCUACUAGGCAUCAGGAGAGGGUACCACCCAAUUUGAGUGGCAUAAAAAUGGCUUUUUUUUGUUUCUAAUUAAUAUUAAAGAAGUACAAAGGCAGUUAAUAUAAAUGUGAUUUAAGUUUUAAGUGUGCUCCUCUAAAGUUUUAGGUAUAAAAUAAAGGUGUAUGGGUUGAAAUUAUCAAAUUAUUAAACAAUACAAUGAAAUAAAACUUCAAAACUAUGCAAUGUAAUCAAACUUUAAUAAGUUAAGCAAAAAUAAUGAAUUAUCUUUUAUUUCCAGCUAAGAGAUGUAAUCUGUUUGCAAUUAUCUAGCAUUAUUUUAUAUACAAUUUUAAUUUUAAAGUUAAGUUUUGUAAAAUAAAUUUAAAAGAGGUGUUAGUCAACAGUUUUUUUCCCCAUAUAUUUACCAAGUUCACAUUGAUAAGUAAGUUUAAGAAAGUCUAUUAAAUAUUUUGUACACUGCACAUUGUGUUGUUCCUGACCCUUGCCUGAAUAAUAUAAAUAUAAGACAAAGUUGUCAUUGCCUAUUUGUUCAAAAAUGUUGUGAGUUGGAUUUUAUGAAAUUCUCAAUGAUAUAACCUGUUCUUAAUAUCAAUAAUAAGUUUAUUUAUAUCAUUUAUUUUUUUGUAUUUGUUCAAACAUUCAAUAUAUAUAGGAACUGCUAAAUAUUGGGACAUAUAAUUUUUUUUAGCAUGAAAUUUCAGAUGCAUUGUUACCUUUUAUCAGUUUUUCAUAUUCACUAAACAUUCAGAUCUGCUUAAGUUAAGGGUCAUCAAUAACUUAAAUAUUGACAGCUGAUGACCUCUUUAAUCUACACAUAUAAUUUUCCUGAAACUCAUUUAAAGUAAAUGGAAUGUGUUUUUAAAUUGAUUUAAAUUAAGUUAUUAAAAACUUCCAAGUUUUGCAACUCAAGGGGGAAAAAUGAGUGAAGAAAUCUCAUUGAUCAUUGGAGAGCAAAAUACAAUUAAAAUUAAUUACUACAAAAUUGUCUCAGUUCUAAGGGAACAUACUUUUUACUGUGAGAUCCCAGUCCUGUUACUAUCAAAUUGUCAUCUCAAUCCUGUUUCUAUCAAGUUGUCAUCCCAUUCCUGUUUCUAUCAAGUUGUCAUCCCAUUCCUGUUUCUAUCAAGUUGUCGCUUGUACAUACAAUUUCUAAAACCUUGUAACCUAAAACAUUCAUAAUAAGCUGCAGCAAUUAUCUUGGAAACAUUCAGUUGAUUAUGGUUUGGCAUUCUAAUGUAAUCAUGAAAAUAGUUUGGUUUUAGAGUGUGUUGUUUACUUGCAUUACAUAAGAUUCUUUUAUUUCACCAAAACACAAUUUGUUGUACUUUGAUUAUACAUGUUCAUUCCAGCAUAUUUUGUGCAAACACAAUUCAAACAUUCUCAAUUAACUUGACAAUGUUAAUAAAAAAAAAUCAAAAAUUAAAAUCAGACUUACAAAUUUCAAUCAGCUAGUCUUUCUCAUACACUUACUUACUUAAGACCUGUUAAGUGAUUGUCUAAAAGAUGGAUAAGCAUGUUGGUGCUCAAUUCUAACAGAGUACAUUGAAGAGCAAAUGAGUUGGGGAGGUCUUAUCAUCAAUAUUAUUAUGACUCCUUCAAUACCAUUUGUUUAUUCUAAUUGAGACUUUCACUGGUUUAAUCCGUCAGAGGUUUAGAAGUUUGUCUUUAAAUACCCGUUCUUUUGCGGUUUAAAACACUUUUAAAUAUUGCAUUCACAUAAAAACUAUACACUUUUACUUUCAUUUCAGUUCACAUGAGAUAUUGCAUAUCUAAGUACCUUUUACUUUUAAUAUCUCUUCAGUUCACAUAACAUAUUGCAUAUCUUAAGUACCGUAUUAUAUGACCUACUAAGUUCUGGUCCAACAACAACAUCUUGGUUGAUGUUUCUUGCAAAAAUCUCUGCUUGCUUUCAGGUCCUUGUCCCCAUGCAGUUAAGGGUGUUGGAGUUGGCUGCGGUGCAUAUAUUAAGGUCCUUGUCCCUAUGCAGUUUAGGGUGUCGGAGUUGGCUGCGGUGCAUAUAUUAAGGUCCUUGUCCCUAUGCAGUUAAGGGUGUUGGAGUUGGCUGCAGUGCAUAUCUUAUCAUUUGCAGGUUUCAGCUUUAUUGAGAAGACUGCGAAACAAGAGGGUUGGGGGGAGCUUUGUUGAUCAUCUUUGGGGGUCACCUUCAUAGAAAGUUUUAAUUUUCUUGACUUGACUGACUCCUAAUGGUGCAGAGAUUUUAAUUAGUGUUCCAAGUAAUGGUCUUGUUUUUUCCUUUUCCUGGCUUUUCCUAUCGAAAAUGAUGUUGAUAUAAAUAUCUGUGUAUUUGAAUGAUCGCACUGACAUGGUUCAAAUAUCUCUUUGUGCAUUAAAUUAUGCCAAUUGCCCAUAGUCAUAGAUUAUUUUGUCAGUGGGUGUUACCUAAAUAAAAAAUGUUAAUCUCAUUAUUUCUCAGGUGGAAUCACACAAUCUACGCUAUGUGGUUGGCUCUAUCUUAUCUGAAGGGUCAGCACCAGUUGAUGAGGAAAUGGUGAAACAAUUUACUGAUAGAGAAUUUAAAAUUAUUCACCUACCUGAGGUAAACAGCUUGAAUUUACUUGUCAUACAUGAGAAUGAACCAAGCACUGUGUAACUUUAAAUUUUAAGUAAUUUCUGUUGUCAUUAAUAGAGAGUUGUCAUAUAUCGAGAUCAUUAAUAGAGAGUUGUCAUAUUUCAAGACAAAAUUUCACUGACCCAUAAUUUUUCUAAAUGAACACAAAAGAUUAUCUGGUUUAUUGGGGGGGGGGGACGACAGCGCUUGAUAUUUAGCAGAUAAAUUAUGAUAGUUAAAUUUUGUGUUUUGUCCCAUAUUUAAAUAAAAGUUCUAUUGUUCCAAGAACUGCCUGAAGUUGUUUUGGAUUUUUUUUCAGGUAUCCUAUGCAGUCCACACUAAAUUUCCACAUAUAACAACUCUGUCUAUCCUAAUUGGAGUUUACAAGGCCUAUCCUAUGCUAAAGGAUUAUAUUGAGGUAACUAUUUGAGGCUAAUGGUAGGUAAUUAUUUCACAAUUUUUUUAACACAUGGAGUCUUUUUAAAAAUUAAUUUAAAUUUUCCCCAUGUCUUUCAAAUUACUUGUGAUUUUUAUUUUUUUUUAUUUCCUGGGGGCCUCGGAGCCUCUGAGAAGUGAUCAGUUUGGGAACCACUGACUAAGACAAAAGGAAAAAAAAAUGUUAAAUAGAAUCUACAUGAACAAUUUGAAAAAAAUUUCCUUUCUUUUACAUUUUCAUAAUUUAUAAGACAUGUAAUGUUUAUUGCUUUUAUUAUGGCUGAAUUCAGUGGUUUAUUUAGGUGAGCACCAAAAAAAAAACAACUAAGGUUUCUCUUUGUGGCAGUUAAUCAGGGGCAAUUAUCUGUCUAAUUCAUAAGUCCAAAAAUGUUGUUGUAAUGUGAGCCAAAGGCAAACUAACUUAAGUGGACUGGUUGCCCAAAUUGAGGGGCAAUGGAGCCUAUUUCCCAUUGGGAAUUUAAAGUCAAGUAAGCUAUUAAGUUAAUUAAUGUUAGUUCCAUUUCCACAAAAUAUGGAGAAAUCUUUUUGACAACGUGCUAGUAGAAAUGCAUAGGUUCAAGCUUGUCAUAUGUAUGACAUGGCUAUAAGAAAUGCAUAGGUGUAAGGUGGUAUAACAUAACUAUAAGAAAUCAUAGGUGUAAGGUGGUAUGACAUAACUAUAAGGAAUGCAUAUGUGUAAGGUGGUAUGACUAUCUGUAAGAAAUGCAUAGGUGUAAGGUGGUAUGACAUAACUAUAAGAAAUACAUAGGCGUACCGUGGUAUGACAAAUCUAUUUAUUUAACAAGUUUUCUCAAUUAUGUAUCUAGUUUGAAAAGGAGAGACAAUUUUUAAAGACUGGGGGUCAAAAAAGCCCAUGAGAUUAACAGUAAGAAGUGGUGGUAUGGUGGUAAUUUUUAUAACAUAUUUACCUAACCGGUCAGUUAUUAUCUGAUUAUAUAGUUUACAUAAAUAUCAGGUGAACAUGUACGAUUUACCAAUACAUUGUACAGGUUUUUUACAGGUUAUUAGGAAUCUGUAAGGGUUUUCACUGGAUUUAGAAGUUUGCACACGAUAUAGACCAAACACAUAUGGAGUCAUAAAUGGCAGUGCGAUAAAUUCAUUGUUGAUUAACGGGAAGCUGAAAUCCUAUUGGUCCGUUCAAAAUUACCUUUGGCCCAAAGUCUGGGAUUGGUAGUCCAUCUAAAUUUGGAAACUGAGAUCAUUCGUCAAUAGUAUUACAGUGUUGUUCUGUAGUAACUACUUUAAAUAGUAAACAAUAAUUACAUAUAGCACCAAUGGUGCAAAAAAAUCUAAUUUUGUAAUUAUUAUUAUUUAAAAUCUUGUGAAUUUUAUCAACCCUGCUAUAUUAUAUGUUAUUUAUAACGACAAUAGGCAGGACAGACGUAAGUGAGAUAAAUGAUUUUGCAGAAUGAGAUUUAGAGUUUCAAUUGUCCGUUUGAGAAUAAAGGGUGUAAAUCCAAGUCAAUUUUUGAUAGGGGGAAGAGCUAUCAAACGUGCUAAUGCACAAACUGUUCUAAAAUAGCCUUAAAUUGAUAUUUUGACUAUAUUAACGUUGUAAAAUUCAUUCUUAACUCAAAGGCCAUAAUUUUGCUGACCUCUUCUCAAAUCCAUUAAAUUUUUUUUUUUUUACAAUGUCAAACUAUUUUAUGAAAAAGGUGAAAUUUUUUUUAAGAUGAAGGGUAGACUAUAUGUCCUAAUGAAUUGGAAUUUACGUCACUAUCAAAUUUUGGAUUUUUACAAAUUAAACUAGUCCUUAAAACAAAAAUUUUGUGUGCACAGUUAAAUUAUACUUCUUAAAAAAUAAUUAUCAUUUUGAAACAUUGGUAAAUAAAAGCCUAUUUUAUCAACCUAUCCCAUUAUUUUUACUGUUCACACCCCGAGAAGAAGGUUAUAAUGAGUUAAAUGAAUAUUUUUCAAGCUGAUUACGCAUCUAUUUUUAUGCUUAUUAAUUGUUUUCAUUAUUGUAUUUCCGAUUUUGUUGCUUUGACUAAUGCAAUUGUUUUGUUUUUUUUCUUGAAAAAUGACCAGGAGCGUAAGCUGUGUGCCUACCCAUUUAUAGAAUACUAUGACGGCAAUUUGAUUCACUUUUUUGCCCCUCUGUCGAAACAAGAUGAGUUUUAUGUCCCUGAAUGUGACCAAGAUGCCAGGGGAGACCAAGCAGCAGACUAUGAUUCAACGGUACUCAGUACCUCUCAGUCCAGUCUGGAGGACUCACAGCUCAGCCCAGACAUCACACAGACAUCUAUUGAAGAUGAGCCUGAAACUGAAAUAAAAGCAGACCUGUCACCCAUUGUGGAAAGGAUCGUACCUGUCGGCGGUGAUGAGAAUGAAAAUGGAAAUAACAGUGUGGAAAUCACUGAUGAACAGAACGUGACAAAAGAUGAUGAUCAGGAGUCAGAAGAUUCUACAUCUUCUUUUGAGCUUCUCAGACCUAAUGAAUAAAAAAAAUUAGGUGUUAAUUUUGUAACUCAAAUUAUUUCAUAAUGACUGAUGAUUCUUUGAAAAGAUUUUAAAAAAAUUAAUUUUGUAUUCAAACUUCAUCAGAUAACACUAAAUUAAUCUUGGACAUUUAUUUUUUAUCUUGCAUGGUCUUAAAAGGUUUUUUAAAACAAUGCUUAUUGACAUGAAAAAAAAAAAAAAUGUUAAAAUGAUCUUCUUAAAAGGACUUCACCCAAUGGAAAUAGAAGAAGCACUUGUUAAACUCUAACUGACAUAAGUCUACAUAUAAAUAAUGAAGGUAUUGUUCAUGAUGAACUCAGGCCUCAUUAUAUUAGACAUGUCAUUUUUUUAACUUGGAAAUAGUCCAUAACACACUAAGAUAUUCAAUGAACAUAAAAGCUUAAAGACAUAGCUUUUAAUUUAAGAGAACAAAGUCUUAAAAUGGUUUUCUAAAGAAGAUUUGUCUGAUUAGGUAAUUGUUUUGCUAUUAUAUUUUUCUCAUUGAUUUUAUACUAUCUCUUUACUUUAGUAAAGUUUAAAUAAAGCGAAAUAUGAAAAUAAUAUGUUUUCUACAGCAAACAAUCAUUUUGUUUUGUUAAAUUUCCCUAGAAGCUGUUGAGUUUUUUUUAUGACUUAAUCUUUUGCUUCUCAAAAGUAUUAUUAACAAAACUAACUGUAAGCCCUUGUUAAUUAAUGUAAAAGUAAAAAUGUCAUGACCAUUCAACUUGAUUGGAUACCUCUUCUUUAGAUCUGAUGGAUUAUUAUAACCAGAUAUUAUAAACAAAUAGGAACUUGAUUUCAAAGCCUUGAGAAAGAUGGGAUGAAGUCUUUCUUUACUCAGUUACAAUGGCAACCGUUGUAGUACUCAAAUUAUUAUUAUUUUUUUGCAACUCUGGCUAAGUACCUUAUAUUUGAUCUUAUUUUCUCAAAGUUUGAGAGUUUAAAAGCUUGACCCCCCCCCCCUCCCCGUUUCCCUUUUAAACUUAUUAAAACCGGUGCCAGUAAAAUAAUAUUUUAACAAAUGUAAUGAUUUUUAAGAAAGGAAAAGUCAUAUUGAUAAUCCUCAUUUAAAACAUAUUUAAAAAUUCUUCUAUUAUUGUUGCCAUUUAUGAUGUGUAUGACAUAGACUUUUGACUUGGUCUUUCAUGGUUGUACUCUGUAUAUGAAUGUGUCAUUGAUUCAAGAUCUACUUAACGCUGUACUUGGUAACGGUAUAUGAAUGUAUCAAUGAUUCAUUAACUGCUUCUGCUUAAAGACUCUUUCUAAAGCAGCAGCCCUGUUACAACAAAAAUGAUGUUAAAUAUCAGAAUUACGAUCUAAAUCCAUAAGAAUAAAAUUGAUGAUAAAGUUAUUAAACACAACAGAGUCCAAUUUCUAAAGGUUCUUGAAAUGACGGAGAAUGGUUCUGUAAAAAAAAAUCCAGUUGUUGGUACCCAGCACCAAGAAGAACUUAUACAGUUUGAGUUUCUAAGAUACCUCAUUUUAAAAGUUGUGUAGUUACCAUUAAUCCAGACUUGGUGUAACUGUGCUUACUUCGAGAGCUAGUCUAAAUGUACAAACUCACAUAUUUUCUUAAUCGUCACUAGUUGUAGGUGUUUUUUUUUCUUCUGAUUUUAUUUUACCUGUAGUUCCCCAUUGAAAAGUUAAAUUCAAAGAGUUGUUGACUUAUUUUGUGCUUUGAAUUGACACUUCUAUUUUAAUUAAGAACAUAUUAUUGCCACUGACAUAGUUUGUUAACACAGACUUCAGUCACAUUCACUUUCUGUGGAAGAGUUUUUUACUGCCAGCCAUUCCAUUUCAACAGCUUCGCUCACCAUUGGUUUUAUUUCAUUAUUUAAUUUUGUUUGUCAAUUAACACUUCUGUCAUCGCAGCCAAAAUAACUUUGUUUUUUUUCUUAUAUUAAAUGUGAUGGACCAAGUGAUCAUUGACUACUGAGCAAAGCUGCAGCAUGUGUUCAGAAAUUCUCAUAUAUUCCCCUAAUUAAGAUACAAAUAAAUAAGUCACUUCUGUAAUGUAAUGUGUGUGUUACAAUAUUUAAUAUAUAGCAAUUUGGUGAAAUUCCAUCGCAAAAUAGAAUUCCUCUAUUCCUUGCCAUUUUCAUGUUUUUUAAUUAUGCUAUAGAAAAAAGUCCUGUUUAAAAUACAACCAGAAGGAAGACGCGGGGGGGGGGCAAUUUAACUUAGGGGCUUCUCGGUAGUGGUGUCACAGGCUUAACUGACCAAUCAUGAGGCAAAAAUGUCCAAUCCAUGUAUGUCUGUGUUUGUUACUUUGUGGUUUUGACAUAUCAAUAACUUAUCAAUAAUUAUUUUCUUCUGUAUACAAUUCCCUUUGGAUGGAAUUUUGGACAAGUUCAACUCCUAAGAACAGAGAUGUUCACCCGAAAUGUGGUUAAGAUAAAUAUGGCCGGUUUUAACCUGAACCAUCUCACAAAAUAUAUUUGUAUCAUUAUGGCUGGUUCUUAUCAUUUCACCAGUGUAUCGAGGCAACCUUCAGGGUACCGUGCUUUUCGUGUUUGUACAAACCUCUCCCUUUGUCCAAAAUAGCUUCAAAGGUCAAGGUCUCAACCUUAAGAUUUCUAUUUUAAUAAAUAACUUUUAGAAAUAUAAUUCAUUAAGAUAUAUCAAGGAUUCAGAAACGAUUUGUUUUAUAAUAAUUUGACAAGCUUUCAUUACAUAAGAUUUUUAUUUUUGACCAUUAAAUAAAAUUUACUUUUAAUGCCCUCUACAUCUCUGAGCCACAUAUAACUAUUACAUGUAGCUAUGACAUAUAACUAUCACUUAUAACUAUAAUUGUUGAUUUUAUGAAAUGCCUCUUGUUUUCCAGGAAGAGCACUUUUUAAAAAAAAUAUUUUUUUUUUAUAUUGAUUUAGUUAAAUUAAGCCUGGUGAGAAGAACAUCUAAAGAAUUUACUUAAUUCAAAUAAAUUUGAAGCAGAUAACAGGAAAGAUGCAAUCUUGCAUUAUUAUUUGAACUGCUAACUUAAAGUUGAAAAUAUACCAAAUCAAAAGCCUAUGCUUAGUGAAAGGGCAAGAGAAUUGUGUGAAAGAAAUUUGUUUUGAGAUUAAUGUGUAUAACACUGAUGUUUGUAAAGGCAGUGAGUGUGUGUAGCAUUGAGUGUGUGUAGCACUGGCCAUUUAGUGUGUAUGUGAGAUCACACAAGUUCUACCUUGCUAUGUUAAAUUCUUUUUUUUUUAUAUUUUGCUUUAAACAAGUUUAUUUGAAAUUCAUUUCAGUUUGUUCAGUUUGUUUUGAUAAUUUUUCAUCAAUUUAUUAUUAAUAUUUUUUUUUUUAAUAUCAAGGUAAGUCUUCACUGCCAUGUUUUGUG